AUGAUGGUGGGUCCCGCCAUGUUCUUGUUUGCUCUGCUCGCCUGCCUGCCUGUAUCGCUCGAGCACCAUCUUGAAUGGCCAGCAAGGGAUCGCCAGGUGGUCUUGAACAGACUGCGAGGUGGAUCGACGACGGAGGGAAAGUUGUAUGUGUUCGGAGGAUUCUCCAUGAAGAGCCUGUACACGGACACGGUUGAGAGCAUCAAUCUGAGCCAGAAAGAUCGCUGGUACUGGAAGCGAAAGCCGUACAUGAAAGUCGCCAAGGCAUCUUUAUGUGCAGUUGCGCUCAAGGGAAAGAUCUACUUGGUGGGAGGACAGGACUCAAGAUACUUCGCAGUGCAACGGAGGUUGUCACAGAUGACAGACAAGAACGAGACUGUCGGACCUCACGACGUGAAUUGGCCGACUCUCGAUAUCAUGGAGGUCUUCGACCCAAAGCAGGACUCCAACUCCUGCUGGACCUUCGCCCCCCCCAUGUUUGAGCGCAGAGUCUCCUUCUCAGCUGCCGCGUUGGCGGGCAGGUUGUGGGUGUGUGGGGGCUACAACGGCGAGCGGGUUGUGUCUUCCUUGGAGAGCUUCGAUCCGCAGGACUCGCACUGGACGACAGAGGCUGAUCUGCCGAGGCCCCGGUUUGGCAUCGCACUGGCAGCCUCUACAGCAGAGGGACUAAGUCUGUACGCGAUUGGUGGGUCAAACGGCGAAUACGUCUCAAAGGCUGUGGAUAUCUUCGACGUGAAGACGAGGAAGUGGAGGAUGGGGCCUGACAUGCUCACUGCAAGGAGUUCAUGUGCGGCAGUGGAGAUCAAGGGCAAGAUAUACGUCAUGGGAGGGCUGGGCGAGGAAGGUUGUCUCAACUCCAUGGAGGUUCUUGACCUCAAGACUGAGAAGUGGGAGCGAUGCCUCGGCGACGGCAUGCAGUCGAAGCGAUCAGCAUUCGGAGCGGUUGCCUACGAGGGGAGGAUCUUCGUGGUGGGCGGAUGCGACGGGGAGAAGAUGUUGGAUACAGCGGAGGUUUACGACGAUAAGGAAGGUUGGGCUGACAUGCCGAAGCUCAAAGUGCCGAGAGGAGCCCUGGGCGUCGCCUUGCUGUAA
Messenger RNA from Guillardia theta CCMP2712, 1089 nucleotides. RefSeq lists its product as hypothetical. The coding region runs from base 1 to 1089 and encodes 362 amino acids. Lineage: Eukaryota; Cryptophyceae; Pyrenomonadales; Geminigeraceae. The transcript has 5 exons. Gene Ontology annotation, molecular function: protein binding. The record is from RefSeq and is a predicted model, not a curated record.